Molecule: messenger RNA, 650 nt
Organism: Austrofundulus limnaeus
Lineage: Eukaryota; Metazoa; Chordata; Actinopteri; Cyprinodontiformes; Rivulidae
Gene: crygmxl1
Product: crystallin, gamma MX, like 1
Exons: 3
Coding region: 62-583 (173 amino acids)
Biological process (GO): visual perception; lens development in camera-type eye
Molecular function (GO): structural constituent of eye lens
Source: RefSeq, a predicted model, not a curated record
UUAUAAAGGCAGCUUGGAGCCCUCGUCUGUAGCUACAGUGCAACGAAAGUUAACUGGCACGAUGGGAAAGAUCAUUUUCUACGAAGACAGAAACUUUCAGGGCCGAAACUAUGAGUGCAGUAGCGAAUGCACGGAUCUGCACUCCCACUUCAACCGGUGCAACUCCAUCCGGGUGGACAGCGGUGACUGGAUGGUCUAUGAGAGGUCCAAUUACAUGGGCUAUCAGUACUUUUUAAGGAAGGGUGACUAUCCAGACUACCAGCGCUGGAUGGGAUUCAACGACUGCGUCCGCUCCUGCCGGAUGAUCCCAGCGAACCAAGGCUCUCACAAAAUGUCCAUCUACGAGCGCACAGAGUUUGGAGGCCAGACCAUGGAGCUGACUGAAGACUGCCCUUCUCUGUACGAACGCUUCCAUUUCAAUGACAUCCACUCCUGCAAGGUCAUGGAUGGCCACUGGAUCUUCUAUGAGCAUCCCCAUUACAGGGGACGCCAGUACCUGAUGCGUCCUGGUGAAUACAGGAGGUUUCACGAGUGGGGAAGCAUGAGUCCCAGAGUGGGAUCUAUUAAACGAAUUGCUAUGUGAGAUAAUGUGCAAUGUUUACUGUGAAGGAUUACAAAUAAAGUCAACAAUAAAUCUAACAGAAUACAAA